Messenger RNA from Penicillium olsonii, 1416 nucleotides. NCBI's taxonomy places the organism in Eukaryota, Fungi, Ascomycota, Eurotiomycetes, Eurotiales, Aspergillaceae. The record is from the annotation of a GenBank genome assembly.
AUGGGUCUCGUCGGCAAUGCCCUCUAUUAUUCCUUCCACCCCAUGCAGUUGAGGGCAAUCAUCCAAUGGAAAGUUUGGCACAAUCCGCCCCAUGAGCGCAACGAAAAGAACGAAACCGAAAACCAAAAGCUUUGCUUCAAAUUCCUCGAAAAGACCAGUCGGAGUUUCAGUGCUGUCAUCAAGGAGCUCCACCCGGAACUUCUGAUCCCUAUUUGCAUCUUCUAUCUGGUCCUCCGUGGACUGGACACCGUCGAGGAUGACACCUCCAUUCCUCUGGCCACCAAAGAGCCCCUUCUGAGGGACUUCAAGAACAUCCUCACAAAAGAGGGCUGGAACUUCACCGGCAACCGGCCCGAGGAGAAGGAUCGUGAACUGCUGGUUCAGUUCAACCACGUCAUCACUGAGUUCAUUAACAUGAAGCCUCAAUACCAGACCAUCAUUCAGGACAUCACCGAACGGAUGGGCAAUGGUAUGGCCGACUAUGCGGUCAAGGCCGAGACUGAUGAUGCCAGCGUGAAGACCAAGGAGGAGUACGACUUGUACUGCUACUAUGUUGCCGGUUUGGUCGGCGAAGGUCUCACCCGGCUGUUUGUGGAGGCUGAGUUCGGUAACCCCGCUCUUCUGAAGCGGCCAAGACUCCACAAGUCCAUGGGACUUUUCCUCCAGAAGACCAACAUCAUCCGAGACAUCCGCGAGGAUUUCGACGACAACCGUCGAUUCUGGCCUCAGGAGAUUUGGUCCAAGCACGUCGACAACUUCGAGGAUCUUUUCAAGCCCGAACAUCUCGAUGCCGCUCUCAACUGCAGCUCCGAGAUGGUUCUGAAUGCCUUGGAGCACGGUGAGGAGUGUCUCUUCUACCUCGCUGGUCUCCGCGAGCAGAGUGUCUUCAACUUCUGCGCCAUCCCGCAGUCCAUGGCUAUCGCGACCAUGGAAUUGUGUUUCCGCAACCCCGACAUUUUUAAGAAGAACAUCAAGAUCACCAAGGGAGAGGCAUGUGAGCUUAUGCACAAGUCUACCCAGAACCUUAGCGUUCUUUGCGACAGUUUCCGGGAGUACACCCGCAAAAUCCACAAGAAGAACACCCCCAAGGACCCCAACUUCCUCAAGAUCAGCAUCGUCUGUGGCCAGAUCGAGAAGUUCAUCGAAACGAUCUUCCCCACUCAAACCGCCGAGGCCGCUCAACGCAAGGUCACUGGUGAGCUGACCGCGGCCGAGGCCAAGCGCAAGGAGGAAGACGCGCAGAACAAGGAUGACAUUUGGUUCAUGAUGGCGCUCAUGGGUGUCAUUGUUGUUAUCGUCGCUGGCCUGAUGAUUUUCGCGGCCUGGAUGAUGGGUGCUCGGUUCGACCUUGCCUACAAGGAGCUUACCCAAGGCAACUUCCGUCCUCCCCAAUCGAUCGAGCACGGCGAGCUCUGA